AUGGGAAAGAUCAUCUUUUAUGAGGACAGGAACUUUCAGGGGCGAUCUUAUGAGUGCAGCUCUGACUGUUCUGAACUUAACUCAUACUUCAGUCGCUGCAAUUCCAUCCGUGUAGAAAAUGGAAACUGGAUGCUGUAUGAGCACCCCAACUAUAGGGGGAAUCAGUACUUCCUGAAAAGAGGAGAAUAUCCUGACUUUUCUCAUUGGACAAGCCACAAUGACUCAAUUAGGUCUUGUCGCAUAAUUCCACAACACCGUGGUACAUUCAGAAUCAGGAUUUAUGAAAAAGAAGACUUUAAUGGUGCAAUGUUGGAGUUUACUGAAGAUUGUCCUCAUGUACAUGAAGAAUUUAGAUAUCCUGAUAUACACUCCUGCAAUGUUCUGGAAGGUCAUUGGAUCUUUUAUGAAGAGCCAAACUACAGGGGACGUCAGUAUUACCUGAGACCUGGAGAGUACAGGAGACACAACGACUGGGGAGCCAUUAACUCUAGGGUUGGAUCCUUUAGACGUGUUCAAGAGUUCUACUGA
This is a messenger RNA of Hyla sarda, 528 nucleotides long. Its product is annotated as gamma-crystallin 1-like. The transcript has 3 exons. Gene Ontology annotation, biological process: lens development in camera-type eye; visual perception. The coding region runs from base 1 to 528 and encodes 175 amino acids. NCBI's taxonomy places the organism in Eukaryota, Metazoa, Chordata, Amphibia, Anura, Hylidae. Gene Ontology annotation, molecular function: structural constituent of eye lens. The record is from RefSeq and is a predicted model, not a curated record.